Molecule: messenger RNA, 1859 nt
Organism: Pyricularia oryzae 70-15
Lineage: Eukaryota; Fungi; Ascomycota; Sordariomycetes; Magnaporthales; Pyriculariaceae
Exons: 2
Coding region: 560-1627 (355 amino acids)
Biological process (GO): positive regulation of catalytic activity
Cellular component (GO): cell periphery; fungal-type vacuole
Source: RefSeq, a predicted model, not a curated record
AAGUUCUAAGGGAUUCAUGUUAAUUACCUGGAGUAAGCCUCAAUAACAUGUAAGGGCCAGUCAGUGUCAAAGCUUGAUCCCCGCCACCAAAAUUCCCAUCCCAGACCUGAGGCCCAGCUACGGAGUAGUCCCACGCUGUGGCAGGGAAGCCAGUCAAGGUUAAGAUAGAGUAGCAGUAGCACUAGGCGCCUAACCCUCCGCUGGAUUUCCGUCACACCAUCGACACCAGCGCCAAACUAUCGUCGAUCGCAACCUGAUUUCAAUCUCUUUUUGGAAUUAAUUGCCUUUACAUAUUCAUGGUCGGAAUGACCGCACACUUUCGAAUUUUCGCCAAAACCUUUCCUGCCAUGAUACUGUCAAGAUUGAGCGGGUAGCUUCUCUUUCGAGCAAGCACAACAAACAGCGAGUCGAAAAAUAAACGGCGAGCCGCAACGUCGAGUAAUCGCUUCCCCCAACAAAUCGUCUUGCGAACUGGUUCGUCCCGCCAAUCCCGCGCGCGGCGCCUGCGGUCAACCUCACCACGCAAAGCAAGGCAACCAACGCCACGCGGGUUGGAAGGAUGCCCGACGUGAAGCAAGUACGGACUUUACCACCAUGGAUUGAAUCUUAUAACUCUCGACUCGGUGCACCUUCUGAGGAGCACAUCAGUCCGCUCGAACCUCAAUUGCCACUGCCAACCAUACUGCCGCAGCACAACAGUCAACCGAACGAACCGCAGAGGGUGACGACGCAUAGCAGUGGGAGCAGUAGCCAGAAGGCCCGGUCAAAUAAUCGCCAACAGCAGUCGCCUGACGGGUAUUUGGACUCAUCGACCGAGAAGCUUCCGCUGAAGAAUCGUCGACCGCGAAACUUAUCCCAGUUUAUUACGGGCAAGGGGCCGAGCAAGUGGGAUCAUCUGCGGUCGGCGGAUCCGGUAAUUGUCCCCAACCGAGCACCGCAGCUGCAGCAGACAUGGCGCGACUUUGUAACCUCGUCCAGUUACGCUGCUCACAGACCGAACGAGCACUCGGAAAUCGUUGACGACGCGGACCUGGAAAAACUACAGCCCGGGCUUAACGAUCCAAUCUGUCUGCCUAGCUCGGCUGGUGGUGACACGGCGCACAAGUCUUCUACCAGGACCAAGGCACGGCGGGCAACCCCAUUUCUGGAGCGAUUGAUACUCGUGCCGGUGCGCCACCCCCUGGGACCAUUGUUCUGCCGCCUUAUGGUGCUUUCAACCUCGGUGAUCGCUUUGGCACUGGCUGCCACGAUUCAAAGGAGAAUAUCAGAAGAUUCCGGGGACCCGAACGUCGGUCAGGAGGAGCGCGGUCAGGCCAUCUUUGCCAUUGCUGUUGAUACAGUCGCAAUCCCUUAUAUCGGCUAUAUCACGUGGGACGACAACAUGGGCAGACCGCUCGGCUUGCGUCCACCCAAAGAGCGUGUCAAGCUGAUCCUUAUGGACCUUUUCUUUAUCAUGUUCAAGGCCGCCAGCACCGGCCUGGCGUUUGAGACGCUCAUCUUUAGCAAGGUGUCUUGGACGAUCUCUCUCAUUCGGGCAUUGGCGGCGUUUGAACUGAUCGGUCUUGUAUCGUGGGGCAUGACGCUGAUUGCAAACGUUUUCAGGGUCGUGGAGCGACUUGGUGGAUGAUGGAAUCGUGUCCUAGGAGGGUGCUCCCUCGUCCCCUGGGAUGAGCCGCGUUCAGAGUUGGAUCGUGGCCCGAGAACGAGAUCCAUCGUUCCCUUGAAACAAGAUGAGUGUAUUGGACUGACUCAUCACAAAAGACGAGGACUCGGCCCUUUGACAAGCCCCACCCCAAUAUAUACGAUGAUCACCAGCCCUCCCCCCCCCCCCCCCUUUUUUUUUGUAUCUCUGUGUUUGU